Messenger RNA from Meriones unguiculatus (Mongolian gerbil), 4755 nucleotides. It is a transcript of the gene Gnal, whose product is annotated as G protein subunit alpha L. NCBI's taxonomy places the organism in Eukaryota, Metazoa, Chordata, Mammalia, Rodentia, Muridae. Gene Ontology annotation, biological process: adenylate cyclase-modulating G protein-coupled receptor signaling pathway. The record is from RefSeq and is a predicted model, not a curated record. Gene Ontology annotation, molecular function: G protein-coupled receptor binding; GTPase activity; G-protein beta/gamma-subunit complex binding. The transcript has 12 exons. The coding region runs from base 734 to 1879 and encodes 381 amino acids. Gene Ontology annotation, cellular component: heterotrimeric G-protein complex.
AUAGAAUAUGCAUGAUCCCGAGUCCCCGCUCACCUGGGAGCAAGGAGGCGUCGGAGCAGAGCGAGGAGCCCGUGCCCAGACGCACUGGGGCGCGGGCUGCGAGGGAGCCCACGCGGGCCGGCGUGUAAGCCAGCGCCCCUCCUCUCUCCUCUGACCCAUCAGGUUAGGGGAGACGCUCCUCCGACCCCCUAAGCCAACUCCCACCCGAGCCCCCGUCUCCUUCAGCGGAGCGGGACCCGCUGGAGAAGGGCACGCCAGACUGCCAAGAAGCAGGCCGGCCUAGCAAGCGGCCAGAGGGGCCCAGCGGGGAGCCUUUGGUGCGAGCUGUGGCCCUCGGCGCCGCGCUUAGCCGCUCCGAGGGCAGGACCCCGUUCUCGGUUGCUCACCGCCACCACCACCCCCUCGAGCUACCCGUGGGGCGGUGCUGAGCCAGGCGCCGGCUGAGCCCCAGUGCCACUGAGCCGCCUCCGGCAGAGCCCCGCGCCGUCUCCCCGGCAGCUCCCUAGGACGACCCGCCUCUAAGAAGCGGUUCCCCGGGCUCAGCCAGCCUCCGGGCACCGCGGGCCGGCAGGGCUCGGCGGGCAGGGCAGCAGGGAGGAGCCCGCGGGGACCGGGACAGCGCUCUGAGCGCCGGGCAGCGGAGAGGCCGUCGCGGGAGCGCACGCCUCGCUCGGGGGCUCGCCGGCUCCGGUGCGUGUUUCCCCGCGCCUGGCGGGAGUGCCAGCCGGCAGGCAUGGGGUGCCUGGGCAACAGCAGCAAGACGGCGGAGGACCAGGGCGUGGACGAGAAGGAGCGCCGCGAGGCCAACAAGAAGAUCGAGAAGCAGCUGCAGAAGGAGCGCCUGGCUUACAAGGCGACCCACCGCCUGCUGCUCCUGGGGGCCGGCGAGUCCGGGAAGAGCACCAUCGUCAAACAGAUGAGGAUCCUGCAUGUCAACGGCUUCAAUCCCGAGGAGAAGAAGCAGAAAAUUCUGGACAUCAGGAAAAAUGUCAAAGAUGCUAUCGUGACGAUCGUUUCGGCAAUGAGUACUAUAAUACCUCCAGUCCCACUGGCCAACCCUGAAAACCAGUUUCGGUCAGAUUAUAUCAAGAGCAUAGCCCCUAUCACCGACUUCGAAUACUCCCAGGAGUUCUUUGAUCAUGUGAAGAAGCUGUGGGAUGAUGAGGGGGUGAAGGCCUGCUUUGAGAGAUCCAACGAGUACCAGCUGAUCGACUGUGCACAAUACUUCCUGGAAAGGAUUGACAGUGUCAGUCUGGUUGACUACACUCCCACAGAUCAGGACCUCCUCAGAUGCAGAGUGCUGACAUCAGGAAUUUUUGAGACGAGAUUCCAAGUGGACAAAGUGAACUUUCACAUGUUUGAUGUCGGUGGCCAGAGGGAUGAGAGAAGAAAAUGGAUCCAGUGCUUUAAUGAUGUGACUGCCAUCAUUUAUGUGGCAGCCUGCAGCAGCUACAACAUGGUGAUCCGGGAAGACAACAACACCAACAGACUGAGGGAAUCACUGGACUUGUUUGAAAGCAUCUGGAACAACAGGUGGUUACGGACCAUCUCCAUCAUCUUGUUCUUGAACAAACAAGAUAUGCUGGCAGAGAAAGUCUUGGCGGGGAAGUCAAAAAUUGAAGACUAUUUCCCAGAGUAUGCCAACUACACCGUCCCGGAAGAUGCAACACCAGAUGCAGGAGAAGACCCCAAAGUUACGAGAGCGAAGUUCUUUAUCCGGGAUCUGUUUUUGAGGAUCAGCACGGCCACGGGCGAUGGCAAACAUUACUGCUACCCUCACUUCACCUGCGCCGUGGACACAGAGAACAUCCGCAGAGUGUUCAACGACUGCCGUGACAUCAUCCAGAGGAUGCACCUCAAGCAGUACGAACUCUUGUGAGGGCCGCCUGCCCCUCCCCCUCCUCCUCACCGCCGCCUCUCCUCCCUCUCGGCCACCCCACGAGGCAGUGUAUCUCCCUAGCCUGCGUGUCUGUCCACCCCGAGCCAUGGUAGGACGUAGUGAGUGUCUAGUGUUGCUGGGCUGCCAUCUGUCCUGUCCUAGGUAUGCCCACACGUGACCACCAAGCCUCUGGCUACCUCUGUCCCCCACCCAGGUUUGGUUCCGUAGCUUUUGUUUUCACUGGACUAAAAAGCCUCCCACCACCAAUUAGAAUCACUGCGAAGCCAUCAACUCUCACGUGGGUUCUACUGCAGUGAAGUUUCUCAGGGUGGGAAUCUAUCUAUUCAUUAGAUUGAUUGGUUGAUGGACUGAACCAUCAGAGCCGGCUUGGUAAAUAGGGGAAAUACGUUAUUUUCAAGAUAACAAGCAUGAUCACAAAACUGUCCGAACAGGGCCACGCCCUGUGGCUCUUUCUGGUUUUCCAUUUAUAAAACAUCAGCCUAGCAGGUGUCUGCCCUUUCUGAUCUGCAUUAGCCCAAGGCUUAGAGUAGACCCACGCCAGCAAAAGAGCAAGAGGAACUUUUUUCAGCCACAGUUUUAAUGGCUAUAAGCCUCCAGCAUUCGGGUUAAAGCGCUUCUUGGAGCCUUUUACAUUUAGGAAGAAAACCUGCCACGUUCACUACAGCAAAUCCUGUCCUGUCUACAAACAAGGUGUCCUCUACACCUUCAUGAUAGCUGGGCAUGGUCUUUCCCAUCUUUCUGUUGUUGCUUUACUAGACUGUGCAGACCACAAGAUGUACUACUCUUUUGUAUGACUACUAAAGAAACCUCCUUGGAGAGCUCCGUGCCUUGGUGGCGGCCACACCUGUAAGGGGUUACGUAAGUCCCAGCUGUGCCAAGCUGCUAGCAGACCACACGGCCCGCUGCUUCACAGUAGGGAAUCAGGAGUAUCUGUUCAUCUUAGGAUGUUCUUAGCAGGUCGGUACUUUUGGAAGACUCAUUGAUCUUAGAAUCACCCACAUUACCAGCAGCAGCAUCCCGACUCUGAAACUGUUGCAACUCCCUGCUUCUACUGCUCUGAACCUCAGCUGCUGCAAACACUGGGAUAACCCAAUUCUGAGACAUAAAUGAUAACCUAUUCUUUUUCAGGGUACCAAGGUUUUUUUCCCCCUCCCAAGAUAAAAUGUUUCUGAUGACUUUUUCAGGUUCCUUGGGCAAGAGCAGGCUAACCGUCCCUUAGUUAAGUUCUGCACACAGGGGCUGGAGAGAUGGCUCAGAGGUUAGGGCACUGGCUUCCAGAGGUCAUGAGUUCAAUGGCCAGUGACCACAUGGUGGCUCACAACCAUCUAAAAUGAAAUCUAGUGCCCUUUCUGGCGCUCAGGUGUACAUGCAAACACACAUCGUAUACAUAAUAAAUAAAUAAAUAAAUCUUUUAAAAAAACUUCUGCACACAGUCCCAUGAAACAAGAAACCACUGGUCAGAGAAAAAGCCUAGGAGUGCCGAUGCAGUACAUGACUGAGAACAAUAAGGGCGGCAUCUUCUGAGAUACCACAAAGCUACCUACUUAUUAUCUAUCUCUCUAUCUGCACUGCUAGGGAUGAGCUUAGCACCUGGUGCAUGCUAGGCAAGCACCCUACUGCUAAUAAGUGUCCCCAGCCCUAACUCCAGCCCCACAAAAACCUUUUAUUUAAAAUAUAAAGAUAAAAGAAAUGGCUGUUGCUCAUAUGUGCAAGACCUGCAAAUGCAAGGGUUAAAGUAGGACACCUAGAAAGUAACAGUUGCUGCAGCCAUGCACUGCUUACCCUGUGUAUGGCUGAGGCUUCGGGGAUGGUUCUCUUAGGCUGAAAGUUAUCUGUAAAAAAGCCCAAACUUAAGUUUUCAAUGAUAUGGAUACAAAGGUGCGACAGCCUGCAUUACUUAUUCAUCUCCUUACUGUUGUUUAAAGUCGGCACUGUAUGAAGCUUUACAAACCUAUCCUGUUUGAGACGCUCUUCCAUGAAAGGUACAGUGCAUUCCUUGGGCCAUCCUCACUGCCAUCUUGUGCUGUUUUCCACCACUGCACAAAACUUCCAUCUGAAGCUGGGCGAUGGUGGCGCACACCUUUAAUCCUAGCACUCGAGAGGCAGAGGCAGGCAGAUCUCUGAGGUUGAGGCCAACCUGGACCACAUAGUGAGUUCUAGGACAGCUAGGGCUACACAGAGAAACCCUGCCUCAAAAAACAAACAAAACUUCCAUAUGAAUCCACACAUGAAACGAAAGUGAUUUUCAGUUCCACCCCAAAGCAAAGCAAGAAGAAAAAUUUGCACACACACAAAAAGUGAAGUUUUAUACUACUGUGUGUAUUAUUACAUAAGAGUUCCCUGCUAACUAAAGGUUUAUUGUAAAGUUGUGUUGGGGCUGAAUGCAUAACUCUGAUAGAUUACAUGCUUAGCAUGCAUAAGACCUGAACUCAAUCAAAAUAAAAGAAAUAUAAAUAAAAUUGGAUCAUUAAGAAAGAUCUGACAGCUGGGCGCAGUGGUGCUCACUUGUAAUUCCAGUAAUCUGAGAGGUAAAAGCAGGCAGAUCUGACUGCGAGUUCAAGGCCAGCCCUGUCUACAAAGUGAGUUGAGGACAACCAAGGCUACACAGGGAAACCAUGUCUCCAAAACACCAAAAAGUGGGAGCUGGAGAGAUGGCUCAGAGGUUAAGAGCACUGGCUGUUCUUCCAGAGGUCAUGAGUUUAGUUCCCAGCAACCACAUAGUGGCUCACAACCAUCUAGAAUGAGAUCUGUAUACAUAGUAAAUACGUAAAUAUUAAAAAAAAAGAAAAAGAAAAAAAAGAAAGAAAGAAAAGGAGAGAGAAAGGAAGAAAGGAAAAAAAAAAAGAAAAAAGAAA